AUGUUAGGCCGUUUGUUGAGCACAGCUGCUUCAACACUAAAUCCAGCUGCCUAUUCUGGCAAGACCGCUCACCAGUUAGAAUCUGUCACCGAAGAAGAACAUACAUCCGGCCUGCUGUUCCCGGAUGCCAGCCUCCUCCGUCGAUCGAAUACCCAUGCUUAUCCGCUGCACACAACUUUCAAUUCCCCGAAUGCCUCGACUGCUGGUGCCUAUGAUGAUCGAGGAGGGGUGGAACUGGAUGCCUCCAAGGACUUUCGUGUGAUCAUUGCGCAGAAUGCGCUUGGAGAUCGAGAUGCUUGUAUCUUGCUGGAUACUCGGGCUUCAUCCCCGGAUUCCUCCCCCCAUGGUCUUGGCCUCGAACCGCAGGUGUUCGAAAACUCCGGCGCAAGACAUGCCCGGACCGUGUCAACCCUGACCAGAGGACCACGGCGAGGAUACCUGUCUCAAUCCUCAGCCGCCGAGCCGAGCCCUCUCUCGAUUGCCGCAGACGCCCGGAGGUCCCCCCCGAUAUCCUCUGGAGCGUUUGUGCGCGCCCGUGGUCGCAGCUCUACCUUUGCACCUAUGGGUGGUUCUCAUGAGGGCGGCCAGUCGCGCCACACUGCAGAUUCCAACGACACUGGAUUGUUGAACUGUAUUUUCGGAAGUAGUGCCUUCAGCUAUCGGGGGUCCUCAACUAAGAUGCACAUCAUUUCCGCGGACGAUGAGCCCAGCAGAACAGGCAGCGCUACCCCUUCCACACGCCAGUCUCUUUCCCGAGCGUAUACAACUGGAAGCCCAUCAGGCGGCGCGCCGACGAAUCGUGGCCCAGACUCGAAGCCGCCUUCCAAAGUCACUGUGCUUUUGACAAGGAUGUUCAGUGUCAAUCUUCCAGAGGCGGGUGAAAACUCUCCAGACCGAUACGACGCUUCAUCAAUCUACCAAGAGUCGCUUCCUGAAUCUGGGUUUCCCUUUCCAGAUGUCACAAAACGGAAGAAGAUCAAGGAGAAAAAGACACCGAUGUACGCAGUGGCAAUUACGAUCCAGAUCCCGUUACUGGGGCGUAAUUCUGGACGGCCAGUCUCUCGAUUCAGUACCCAAGGCUCGGACUCUCCAAGACCAGGCAUGUCCUGCUCGCUUGAUUCAGAUUACCGUUGGCGCGCCGGGUUUCUAGAUGACAGUCUGUCCGUGGCAUCCCCACCGGCCAGCUUGGAUGAGCGUAUCGACUUGUUGGUUGAUCACUGGGACGUGAUCAACCGUACACUCUCUCAUCUGGAAAGACUUUCUAGAAAGGAGAUCCUUUUCCUCCUGAAAAAGGUUGAUUCAUCAGGGAUACAUCCAAAACCCGCCAAACCCCCGAACAUGCAACGUACGAACCAGACGAUCGUUCAUCUUCCAGCCAACAUACUUUCUGUGAACUCCAAGCUCAAGGAAGAGGCUGUUCGCAGCACUCGACGUAUCAGCACGGCUCUUCAAACCCCAUACGUCGUGACAGGACAGAGUCGAUGGGGUGUCUGGAGGGAAGAAGGUCGCUCCAUUGUUCGCAAUAUUGGCGACAAGGAGCAUAGCUUCUUCUUCCUGGUGUUGAUCACUGCAUUCUUGGGCAACCAUACAGAAUGGCUUAAUGCACUGGGCCCAGAAUGGUACCGCCGGCGGCAUUAUCUGCAACAAAAGGCGCAGCAGCAGGAGUCCGAUCCCAUCCUUGCCCACCGUACCGUCAUCAUCUCUCCGGAUAAGAUGACUGCCCGGCGGCUCAUCUUUCUGUUGUCUGCUUUCCUCCCACCGAAACAACGCUUCGAGCCACUCCCGUCCCCCCUUCGUCCCGGCACCUCGGCGUCUACCCGUGCUGUCUCGCAGAGUCCGCCUAAUGUACCCGUCCUGCGCCAGGAAUCUCUGCGACGAGCAAUUGAACGGCGGUCCCGUGCCCAACGGUUGACUCUCGCCGACAGGGAUCAACACCACCGAUCCGUGAGCGUUUCGUCCAGCGAAACGGCUCAUCGUUCCACGGAUGAUGUUGACCCUCUCCUCGCAUCGGAAUUUGCCAUCAAUAGGAGAGGAUCAGAUGCUCGCUCCAUCCGGACGCUUGGUAUUCCCAUAAAUGCGAAGGAUACUCGCAAUAAGAACACCAGCAUGGCAACCACGUCUACAGCUACUCCUGGCAGCACUGUGCCGGUUCCUCAUUUUGCUUCCCAACGUCGACUAGAGAGGGAGAGUUCCGAUCCGUCUGUGCCCGAGGGAAACGACAGCCUAGCAUCCGAGAACCUGCUUAAAAACCUCCAAAGGAGUGAGAGUUCUCUGCUAAGCGGGAAUAGCAGUGUUCCUUCUGCCAGUGGUCGAUGGGGUAGUCUGUUCUCGGGCCUUUGGAGCUCCCGUCAGGAGACUUCUUCCACUGGCAGCGAGGUGGUCUCGCCGGCAGAAGCCCGUCGACGUUCAGUGUCUGUAUACCAAAAUUCACCAAAGCGUGGCCCCCCUACUUUGAGCCAGAUGGUCAAAGAGGUUUCUGCAGUAGAACCUGAAGACGAUCCUAAAACCACCACAAGUGGGAACAUCUCCAUCCCGAACGCGGCGAAUGCCCCGCGUGAUGAAGAUGCACAGGAUCUUUCUUUAUCAACCUGCCAUACAAGGGAAUCGUCUCUGAAAUUGUCGGUGCGGGGAGACGACGGAAUUGUGGAUGUGGACCUUCCACUACCUGGUUUCGUUUCCUUGUCUUCCUCGACUGAAUCGACUAUGGCGUCUCCCAAAAAGACACGAACUUCGGUUACUAGCGUCGAUGCUCUGGCAUCGACUCAUAGCAGCGGAUCUGGAUUCCACCAUGCACCAAAGGAGACUGACGGCCCCAACAUCAAUGUUGCCGGCUGGCUGAGAUAUUUCCAUGAAGAUUUCCUGCUUCAGGCUGUACGGCCGUAUCCCUCGCUGGAGGCUGAUAUCAAACGUGCAAUGCAGGCGGAGCCCACUCCCAGUCACGUCUUCUUCCCUGAUGCAGACAGCUCGGAGAGGUGGGUAGAUGUGGCAACAACUUUGGUCGCGGACGCCAGGACGUGUACGGUGAAACGGUUGCGACUACGGCGUAAAGCUGUCAGUUGGAAGGGACCGGCAUCACCAUCUAUCGCCUCUCAGCCGGGGACUCCUCGUCACAUUCCAGCUAGUGAAGGCUCAACGUCUCACAUGAACAGCUCCUAUUCCCCAGCUGCAGCGCCUGGGAAGAUGUCGCCGAUUGGCACCCCUGACGAAUAUGACCCGGAGGAGUAUGAGGAGCGAAUUGUGGAGGAACCGGUCAUGGACUUGGACGGAACGCUGGUGGAUGCUCUCGAGCGCGUUCUGGCGCAGAGCGGACCCUCAUCGCUCGCUCCCACACGAGCCCCAUCUCCAUCACGCUCCCGUAAAGGCGACGACAAGCCCGCCCCGGAAGCUGUGGCCCGCGAUGACAUGCCGCCUCCACUUGAGGUUCCUCGCACUGAAUGUCGGAAACUGGUCCUUGGGGCUCUUGAAGAGGUAGUCCGGAGUGUGACGGCUGAACACUGUCGUGAAGACGUCGAUGGGGAGCUUGGCCUCGACAGAGAACGCAAGCGGACGUUGGUUGGCCCCGACAAUACCCUCCGAGAAGGGGUUCGCAGAUGGCUUCUUGAUGUCGAAGAGGCGUGGUAA
Molecule: messenger RNA, 3621 nt
Organism: Aspergillus terreus NIH2624
Lineage: Eukaryota; Fungi; Ascomycota; Eurotiomycetes; Eurotiales; Aspergillaceae
Exons: 1
Coding region: 1-3621 (1206 amino acids)
Cellular component (GO): cytoplasm
Molecular function (GO): protein-folding chaperone binding; ATPase inhibitor activity
Source: RefSeq, a predicted model, not a curated record